AUGGUAGAUGUUAAAGGCAUGGUGAGCGAUGGCCAGCGUUUUGAGGGUCAUUCCAAGUCCCGGGCGGCCGCCCACAACCAGUUGACAGGCACUGCCCAAGCAGGAGGCGAAGGCAUCAGGGCAGGAGACACCAGAGAAGGUGUCACCAGCAUAGGUGGCAGCACAGCAGGUGGUAAUGUUGCAGUAGGCACCAGGGUGGGAGGCACUGGGGCUGCAGGAGCCAGAGGAGGGAGUACCAGAGCAGGUGGCACUGAAGAAGGAAACACUGGGGCAGGAGUGCUGGGACAGGAGGUGCUGGGCCUAGAAGCACCAGGAGUUGCCAGAGGAGGUACCACUAGAGCACGCAGCACCAGAGCAGGAGGCAUCUGGGCAGGAGGUGCUGGGGUAGGAGGUGGUGAGGCAGAAGGCACUGGGGCAGAAGGCGCUGGGGCAGAAGUCAUCAGGACAGCUGGCCCGAAAGGUCGUGCUGCCAGAUCAGGUGAUGCCGGACCUGGUGGCACUGGGGCAAGGGGUGCUGAGGCAGGAGGCACCAAGACAGCAGGCACUAGAGGAUGUGGCGCCAGAGUAAGUGGCACUGGGGUAGGAGGUGCUGGGCAGAAUGCAAAGAGGCAGGAGGCACUGAUAAAGGAGGUGCUGGGGCAGGAGACAUCUAGGCAGGAGGUGCCGGGGCAGGUGGUCUCAGAUAUGGUGAUGCCAGAGCCAGCAGUGUCCGUGGGGCAGGAGAUAGGGGAGUCUGUGGCACAGGAAUUGGCAGAGACCUUGAUACAGGACCCAGUGCAGCCGUGGCAUAGAUGGUGGUUGGGCUCUUGGCGCAGUAUCCGGUGGACCCAGAGCAGAAGGUGCCAGGGCAAGGUCAGAGGAGGCAGUGCUGGAGGCAAGUGGGUGAGUGGCAGUGGAGCCAGAGGCUGA
Molecule: messenger RNA, 909 nt
Organism: Schistocerca piceifrons (Central American locust)
Lineage: Eukaryota; Metazoa; Arthropoda; Insecta; Orthoptera; Acrididae
Product: PE-PGRS family protein PE_PGRS5-like
Exons: 2
Coding region: 1-909 (302 amino acids)
Source: RefSeq, a predicted model, not a curated record